Schistosoma mattheei is the source of this 2747-nucleotide messenger RNA. NCBI's taxonomy places the organism in Eukaryota, Metazoa, Platyhelminthes, Trematoda, Strigeidida, Schistosomatidae. The record is from the annotation of a GenBank genome assembly.
CAGUAUUAUUUAUCGCCAAAAAUGACAUGGAUUUACACACAUAACUGAGGUUAAUUGCCUUUUCAUCCCAAAGUACAACAAUGAUUUCUGUCUUACCGGGGGACGUUUGAAAAGUCUAGACUUUUUCUUUAAGGUUAAAGAGGGAUGUUAAAUAUGUCUGAUUUAUCUGAUACCGAUCGAGAACGUAUCGGGAAACUAUUCAGCGAUUUAGAUAUAGAUAAAGACGGUCGUAUCAGUGUUACUGAACUUAGUCGUGUCAUAAAAGGAAGCAAAGAUGAAUCAGAUACUAAAAACAAAACAGCUAAGAAAAUUAUGACCAAAGGAGAUGUGGACAAAGAUGAAACACUUACAUUUCAAGAGUUUCUUUCUUACAUUAAUGACACUGAAACUCAUUUGAAACUCGCGUUUAAAGAAAUUGAUCAGAACAGUGAUGAUCGAAUAGACGCUAGCGAAAUCCAGUCAGCCAUGAAAAGACUUGGUGCUAAUGUGAGCGAAGCUGAUGCACAGAAGUUGCUUAAGCGUAUAGAUAAGGACGGUUCCUUAGACAUUGAUUAUAAAGAAUGGAGAGACUUUUUGCUAUUUAGUGGGACUUCAAAGAUUGAUGAAAUAUUUAGAUAUUGGCGACAUGCAUCAGCCAUUGACAUAGGUGAAAAUAUGUGUGUUCCGGAUGAUUUCACAGAAGAAGAAAAGAAAUCGGGAGAUGCUUGGAAAACAUUGGUCUCAGGAGGUAUUGCUGGUUGCAUCUCUAGAACUGUAACGGCGCCUUUGGACCGCAUUAAAUUAACAUGGCAAGCACUUGGAAGUAAGGCUUCCGAAGUAGGUUUAUUGGGAACAGUCAAUAAAAUGAUUAAAGAAGGUGGGGUAACAGCAUUAUGGCGUGGAAAUGGUGUUAACUGUUUAAAGAUUGCUCCAGAAUCAGCAAUUAAAUUUCAGGCUUAUGAAGUUUACAAGUGCUGGCUAAAUGAAUCAUUUGGUAGCAAUCCAGAUGGAAGUCUUCAACUACAUACUAAAUUCUUAGCCGGUUCAUUGGCUGGUGCAACUUCUCAAAGUAUUAUAUAUCCUAUGGAGGUACUGAAAACACGAAUGUGCUUGCGCAAAAGUGGACAGUACUCGUCAAUAUUUGACUGUGCUCGAAAGUUAUAUCAUAGUAAUGGUAUUACUAUAUUCUAUCGUGGCUAUGUGCCUAAUAUACUGGGUAUUCUGCCGUAUGCUGGAAUAGAAUUGGCUAUGUUUGAAACAUUUAAACAAUCAUAUUCUAAAGCAUUUUAUCGAAGGAUGAGAAGUCUCAAAAUAUACCUCCACCAGUCUAUGUUUCUGUUGUAGCCGGUGCUCUUUCAUCAUUAUGUGGUCAGUUAGGCACGUAUCCAUUGGCGUUAGUUCGGACAAAACUUCAGGCACAGGCAUCUUCAGAAAAAACUGGAUUAUUAAAGAUUGUCAAAAAUAUUGUGGAACAUGAAGGUAUACCAGGUUUAUUUAGAGGAUUAGGGCCAAAUAUUCUUAAAGUUCUACCGGCUGUUAGUGUUUCGUAUGCAUGUUACGAUCAAAUUAAAGCAUUUCUACAAGUUUCAAAAUAAAUCUCUAUACCAUUUUAUUUGUCUAAAUGUUAGAUCCUGACCAUUUUAAAAAUCACGUUUGUAUUCUAUCUAUAAAAUACAUUCGGAUUUCCGAAAACUUAUUUAUGUUCACUGUUUAAUUAAUGGAUGCAAAUACUCUUAUUUUUUUGUUGUUGUUUAAUUAAUCGCUUUAUAUUUUAUCAGAAGAUAAAUGUCAAUUAAUUGUAAUGAAGCAUAUUUUAUUUUUGAAUGAUAUAUAUAGCUUAUUUCUUUUAAUGUGAUGUUAUUGUUUCAACAUUGAAAUUUGAAAUGUGAUUUGUAUCCUAUUUUAGUCCAUGAUUAUCAUCAUCUUUCUGAAUGUUUUUAUUUUCAUCAGCAAUAAGAAAUGGAUAUAUUUUGUAUGCACAUAUAUAUUAGUCUUCUGGUACUUAGACACUUGCUAACUUUUUUCUAAGAUGUUUUACUUUUCCUUUUUUUCCGCUAACAUUCAUCAUUAAUUUCUCUAAUCGAUUUUCAACAUAUCGCAUACAUCUUUAAGAUCUCUCUUGUCAGCAUAAUGGAUUAUUUCGUCUAAAAUGUUUAUUUUUGCUGUUGCUUAAAUUCGUAUUUUGAAUACACUUUUUAUAAUCUUUCUUACUUUAUAUAUCGUUCUGUAUAAAUCAAUUAGUUAUUUGGUUUUUACAGUUUUGGAAUGGAAUUGAAGGACUAAAUCAAAAUAAAUUCUCGUUUUCAUAUGAUUACCUGAAGUUUUUCUAAUCACUCAUCAUUCAAAGAUAUUAUUUCAUCACUACUUUUAUUUACUUAUCGUUCUGCAGCCACAAUGACUUUUGGUUUAAAACUCAGCUUCCGACCAUUGGAUCGGCAUUUCAACAUCCUCAACUGGUCAGCAUCAUUAGCUGUCAAACAAUGUAUAGUUUGAAGGCAAGUACAUAAACUAGUUAGUUUCAUAUGUGGAUUUCUUCAUUCACACAGAAUCGUGUAUCAAUAAUAAUUAUUCAUAUUACUCCAAUAUUGUAUCUACUUCAUUAUUGGGAUAAACGACUGAAACAAUUCCAAAUUUCAUUUGGUAAUAGUAUAAUCUAACUUUCUCAGACGAUAGUCAAAUCCCGAAAUUUUAACUAACGUAAAAUGUUCAUUAAUUUUAUGAAAGUUGGUCCUAUGUUGUUUAAUUAAUUGAUGUAUGUACAGGUUCUC